Messenger RNA from Debaryomyces tyrocola, 664 nucleotides. The record is from the annotation of a GenBank genome assembly. Lineage: Eukaryota; Fungi; Ascomycota; Pichiomycetes; Serinales; Debaryomycetaceae.
AUGAAGUUGUCUGUUGUAGCAUUGACUUUAAUGUCAUUGUUCCUUACAAUGAUCGAAGCCCAUAAUGUGUUAUUGCCCCCAUACGGAAAGCACUGCUUCUUUGAAAACUUGAAGAAGAACGACGAGUUGGCAGUGAGUUUCCAAGUUGGAUCAAGAGACCCUCACAACUCCGAACAAUAUGUCGUUGACUUCCACGUAUGUACCACCCCAUCUAUUAAUCUACAAAUGUCAUAAUACUAACUAAUCCUAGAUCACGACCCCUAAUGGCCAAGUGGUGUUGAAGAAAACAGAUUUGGAUCACGGGGACGAGCAAAUAAAGGCCCAGACCUCCGGAAAGUACCAGUACUGUUUCUCCAACGAAAAAACAAGUCGUGUCGACUUGGAUGUUUCCUUCAAUAUCCAUGGGGUUGUCUACGUCGAUGUCAACGACCCUAAGGCCGACUCGUUAGACUACGCAAUUCAAAGAAUGAGCCAAUUGACCAACGACGUUAAGGCCGAACAAACUUAUCUUGUCAUCAGAGAAAGAACUCACAGAAAUACUGCAGAAUCUACCAACUCGAGGGUUAAAUGGUGGUCGGUAUUCCAGGUUUUAGUGGUUGCGGCCAAUUCGGUCUUCCAAAUCUACUACUUAAAGCGUUUCUUCGAGGUCAAAUCGGUAGUUUAA